Messenger RNA from Lingula anatina, 4355 nucleotides. RefSeq names its product inositol polyphosphate-5-phosphatase A. The record is from RefSeq and is a predicted model, not a curated record. Gene Ontology annotation, biological process: phosphatidylinositol dephosphorylation. Lineage: Eukaryota; Metazoa; Brachiopoda; Lingulata; Lingulida; Lingulidae. Gene Ontology annotation, molecular function: inositol-polyphosphate 5-phosphatase activity.
AGUCCUUCUACAUAUUGUGAGCACCGCCAGAGAGCAUUACAACACACAUUUGAACGGAUUGAAAAUGAUGAGUAUGAAAAGGUGCCAUUCUUCCUGUUUGGAGACUUUAACUUCAGAUUAGACACAUAUUAUUUCAUGAAGGACCUAACCAAAAACCUUGUGGCAGUAGAAAGCCGGAGUAAGAAGAAUAAUGAGCUAGUGAAACUAACAUAUAAAGAGGCAGACAAUGACCAGAAAAUUGUGUUGGUGGUGGAGAAGAAGGGUUUUGACCACUUGCGGAUGAAAGAAAUAUUCUAUGAUAAUAAUGGAUUAUCAUUACUUCCAUAUGAUAAAGAAAUUGAACCAUUCAGAGACAGGGUAUAUGAACAUGACAUCAACUUCCCACCAAGCUAUCCGUUCAGUGAGAGUUUGGAUGAUGGUGUGAACUACAUGAAGACCAGGUGCCCAGGAUGGUGUGACAGGAUAUUUGUCAGCUACAGUGCCAAAAGCAUUAUAGAUGAUUCUAGUGGUCCACCCCUGUAUUUGUGCAUAGGCAAGGAAGUAUGCAUGGGAGACCACAAGCCAAUCUACCUGUAUUUCAACCUGAAACACAAUGCUGGGAAGAUGCCAGAGCUGGUACCCGAGCCUCAGCCUAGUCCUCACAUCCCCCUACGCAAGAUCCUCUCCAUCAACGGCGAGGAGGUGGAACCAGAAAAACUGGAUGAAAUCAACAUCCAUGACUAUGCCACAUUUGAAAAAGAACAGACUCUGCACCCCAUAACGCGGCAAAGUUUCAAACGUAAGGGAGACAGUGAGGGCAUGAACGGGCGAUCUUUUCACGACAUUGCACGUGAUGUGAUGAAAGAGGCAGGCGUUCUGUCAUAUUGGAAAACGCACCCUGGGUAUAGCAGCGUGCGACGCAACAGGCACCACAGUUCAUCCUCGGAGGACGAGUUAAGUGAAAGUCAGUUAGAGGAGGAGGACAGUUUAACUGAAGUGGAACUGGAUCUAGAAGAUGACCACAGCGAAGAGAAGACCAGGGAUGAUGGUGGCGGUGUUGGUCAAAGUCAAAUAGCCUCAGGUGUGGCCGAAGCAGCGUCACAUAAAGCAGUGAGGUUGAAGGCCACAGACUGCUAUCCACAGAUCAAGAUAACACAGGUGAACACCACCAAGUAUCUCCAUAUACGCACCAGUAAAGAUGCCUCGGUCCAGGUGUUCCGAGAAACCUCAGUAUAGCCACGACAUCCUCCUGUUGAUGCGAAACUAGAUCAGGACAACUACAACACCAAACCAUUACUUCUCACAAUAUUUUAAUUACUCCCUACAUGCCUUUGUGGAUGUGUUCUGUUAUAUUUCCUCUUGAGGUGUGUCGUUUUCACCUAUCACCAAAAAUCAUUUCCAUAGUGUAUUUAAAAUUUCAUGGAUAAGCUUUUCUUGCUGUCUAAUUUUCAUGAGUAUUCCAGCUUGGAAUGCACAUCAGACCAAGUAGUUAUCAGGGGCCUUAUACUUGUUAUUUAUUUCAUACAGUGUAGCAGGUUAGAACAAACUGUAGUUCUCUUCUGCCUCUUGGAUGUUUCAUUUUAUGCUUCUGCUUUUGAAACGUGGAGGACAAAUGUAGCUGAAUUCAUGUGCUGGCCACCCCCUUACCUCAGCUGUAAAUACACUGUAGAUGCUAGGACAUAGAAUUUUGUGUAGGCCUAAUUCAAUGAUAUUUUCCCUAGCUAUAGAGAUAGCUAUAAAAGUAAGUAUUUCUGUAUAAAAUGUAGUAUAUGACUCCUUGAAGCGAGACCUUGUAAACAUGCAAGGAUCACAUGUCGGUGAUAAAGCUUAAAAGUGUUGAUAUGAGAAGUGAUCCUCUCAUUCACUUUGUAUAACUGCUGCUUAUACAUUUUGGUUGUAUACAAUGUGCAAUAUUGCAGUGUAUUGUUGAACCGAGGAGUUCUGUAAUUUGUUAACUGCUUGUAUCCAUGCACCAACUUAUUUAAGGAUAAUUAGGAGGAUGAUCACAAGAUAUCUAUACUAAGUCAUGUAAAUAAUAUUAUUUUUAACACAAACAACUUCAUGGAGUCUUUAGAUACUAUAUAUUUUAUUCAUUGUUCCCAUCUUUCCUGAAGUAUUACUAUUUAUUUUACUUACCAAAGAGGAAAGCGAUAUAAUGAUGGUCAAAUAGAUUAUUCAUAUUUGUAGAUAAGUUUAUGACCAUGAUGAUUGAGAAAUAGGUAGUGACAAACCUGUCUUCAAUCAUGCUGUGGACAAAUCUAGAUUUGAUUGUGUUUCGUAUCGAAUUGAAGCACUUAUUUAUUAUACUUGUUAAGAACAUUGUCAAUGUGUUGCUGAUUCCUUAUCUACUCGAAAAGAAAAAAUAACAAUGAUUUAAGAGGGGGGAAGUUAAGAAAGUAACUAGUGUUGUAUUUAUUCUUUCCUUCAUCUUUUUAAAUCAUGAUUGGUAGCAUUUCUACAUCAUACAUAUCUGUGCACCAUCUUUGCCUCUCAUAGAGCACAAUGUCUUUGGCUCAGUAGCUUUAAACUUUGAAAAAACAAACACUAAAAUGCAUUAAGAGCAACCAGUGACUCCUUUGUCUACAAAUUGGGUCACACCCCAUUUUAACAAGUGCUUGAAGCCUUCAGUAUUGAGUGUACAAGUGGUCAAUGAGAUUUGUUUCUUUGCUCUCCUUUUUUUAUAAUGCUGAAGAGAACUAGUUUGUCAGCUUCCAUAUGUGUAAUUGAUGUCUAUAAAAUUGCUGUUAAAUUUCUUAAAUUUACAAAACCAAUGCAUUAUUAACACCUUUUGAUUUCAUAAGUGUAACUAAAAUAUUAUUGUAGAGGCUAGGAUUAUAUGGUUGUAUGCCAAAUAUUAUCACUAUGAUGUUAAAUGUGGGUGGCACUAUUACCUGUAAAAUGUUCAUUCAGCAUAGAAAAAAGUAGUCCACAUCAGAUCAGGGUGCAUUGUAAUUUAUAACAAUACAGUCUGUGCAAACCCUUGUGUAUUUGAAUUCUUUCAAUAUGUAAUAUAAUCAUCUUUUUUCUCAUACAGCAUUCAAGACCAGUGGUAGCCCUAAGCCUCAUCUCACUGCAUUAAAUGCAAGGUACUUUCACAAUUAUAGUUGAGAAUUUCCCCUUUGGUAAGGUUGUCUGUGUAAAAAAAGGGGGAAAAACAUGGGCACUGGUGUAAUAUUUAAAUAUUUAUGAAAUUAUCUUAAGUUUUCUUGUUCAUUUAGACACUAAAAAUUUGAUACAACUAUGCUAUUGAACAUCCUCAGAGUUUUUUUGUUUAUCGUCUUUGAAAGUUACAUAUUAGAUAAUGCCAACUUACAUUUGUGGUGUGUGUGGUGGAAAAUGGUGUUGGUAUUAGUUAAAAACAGACCAUGUGAGGUGGUUUUGUCAUUAUAAGAUUUGUUAGUAUUAAAAUCUUGCAAAUGUGCUGAAUUUUUUUAAUGGUUAGGGUUCCAUUACCAUUCCCACAGCAGUGAUAAAUCAUACAAUGUAAUUUAUUGAUUUAUUUGGAUUCAUAGGGCUGAUAAGGUUAUCUGAGCUCAAAUUAUUUUCUUUCAGAUUUAUUUUCUGUGAUUAGUAGUAUUAUUAAUAAUUUUAGUAUGAAAAUACAUACCUCAUUUUGGGAAGCUGGUCUAGCUCACAAAUUGAAGCCCACUUCUUUGUAAUUUAAAAAAUAUUAAUUUUUGCAGGGGGAAAAGUUAGCAUCCCUUACCUGGAUAUCAGAAAAUUGAAAAAAAAAAAAUGCUCAGAUUUCAUCAAUUUCAGUGAUGCAAUAUCUACAAGCAACAAAUUAUGGUCUUGAGAUUCUGGGACUAGAACUUUCAGUCCGAUUUAGAUUACUGUGCAGAUAUACAUUGACAGCUCCCAUAAAGCUAUUGCUAAAAUAAUUAAGGCUUACCUCUAACUAGUCAGUUUAAUCCUUACAACAUGUGUAAAGGUUAUUCCUAAGGUUUCUGAAAGGCAAGAAAGUUUGGAGGGUUCUCACCAGGGUGGGUGGGAGGUGGGGUGGGGUCAAAGGUCCCAGUUCCCAAAAAGUUGGGAGUGUAGGGGGGUUUUCUUGUUAAAUAUGUGUACUAUCUGGGUACCUGUCUAUAGGCUUGUCAAAGUUGAGGACUCUCUGGGCACUUGUGGGAGGUACCUGGGAAGACCAGUGUAAGGGAAGUGUACAUACAGCUUAUCUGUCAUUGUAACUAUAAGGUGUACAGACCACUAACAAGUAUGAUAUUAGUUUUGAAAUGCAAGGAAUUGCAUACACUUUUGUCUUUUUUCCUGUAAAAAAAAAUUGGGGUGGGGUUGGGAGGACUAACACGGGUUUGGGUUGUUUGAAACCACAUCUUGUCAUACUUGUUGAAUAUAUAAAUAAUAAAUGUCUUUUAACUUAC